GCAUUCCUCGUUUAUACACGAUGUUUUUCAACUGGUGGCUGAGACAAUUUGAACUAUUCAGUGAAAUAGGCUAAGUAUAUGCAAAAAUAGCAUGGAAAUAGUCAAUGCCACCCAGUCGUAUCUGACAAAUCUUGAGGUGAUGCAGUUGCUCCAGAAGAUCAAGAGUACCAAAAAGAAAUUUGGCAUGCGCAACUUAGCCACAGUAACUUACGAGGCCCUACAAUACUUAGAGGAAUCGCCGUGUAAGACCCAGACAUGCGAAGCCAUUACUAGUUACGUUAAAGAUCUGAGCUCCUAUCGCUUAAAGUCAUAUGAAAUCCUGCAAAUGGUGAAUGAUCCACCAACCAGUGCACUUCACACACAACUACUCAUAGAUGAUAACAAGGCGCCUCUGACCGAUGAGCAGAAUGGCAAAAUUAUUGAAUUAACUUACAAACACUUCCAUGGCCUUGAUCCCGGACCACCAUCAGUGGCUGUCGCCGAGACAACACAAUCUAAUAGUACCUCCUAAAUCCAUAUGUAUUUUGUUUAACAUUUAAUAUU
Drosophila willistoni is the source of this 543-nucleotide messenger RNA. RefSeq names its product DNA-directed RNA polymerase III subunit RPC9 (gene Polr3I). NCBI's taxonomy places the organism in Eukaryota, Metazoa, Arthropoda, Insecta, Diptera, Drosophilidae. The record is from RefSeq and is a predicted model, not a curated record. The coding region runs from base 92 to 511 and encodes 139 amino acids. Gene Ontology annotation, molecular function: nucleotide binding. The transcript is spliced from 4 exons. Gene Ontology annotation, biological process: transcription initiation at RNA polymerase III promoter. Gene Ontology annotation, cellular component: RNA polymerase III complex.